CCACAGAAUAGCAUGCGUUGACCGUUGCUGAGCAUGCGCCAUAAUUUGCAAAAUGGUGUACAGAGGCCGGAAAAGAACUACAGCGAAUUGAUGAGACUUUCUAGGAUGAUCUACCUUUUUAGCUUGAAUAAAAAACGGGUAUUUGCUUGUCAAUGUCAUUGGUACGAGUGCUGUCAGUCAAGCAUUCAGUUGAAGACAGGUGAGCUGUGAAUGGCUUGCCUCUGUUGCCCAGGCGAGCUAAACCAAGCAGACGUACAAUGCACUUUAAAUGGUCUAGAAGUCAAGAUCUAAAAUCAAAAGAAGUAACAAUUGUAUUAAGAAGAGUCAACAUUCCACAAGAUUUGGACAAGCCAGGAAUGAAUCAAGCAAUGUCACGCACAAACUCCCUGCAAUGUCAUGCAGCAACUGACAUCCUGGUUGCGGUGGCGCCGCAGCAUUCACUGAAUUAUGAUACAAACAAAGGCCUUAUGCAGCUGAAAGAAGUUGGUCAGUUGCAUCACGUUGUUCCAUGUGAUAUGCCAGACAUCGAACCGUCAAGUUUCAUGAAACCUGUUUACAUGGAAAAGAAUAAAAUGCAACAAAAACAGUCACUAGCUGAAGCUUCGUUGAUUACUUCAAAUAACAUUGGGCCUAAUGAACCUGACGUUUUUUGGGUGAGUGAUAGUGACUUCGACCAAAAUAAUCCUACAAAUGACAAAACACAGGGUUUUUUCUUGAAAAAAGGAAAAAAUAGACGGGAAAAGUCAAGUGAAGUUUUCCAAAAAGCUCCUCAAUGUGAUAUAUUGAUAACAGAUUGGGAAAUCAACGAUUCAGAUAUCAGUUUUGUUGCACCCCAGGAAGUGACAAAAAAAGAUGACAGCCUCCAGGCUUCAGGUAGAAAAGACCAGUGCUCGACUGUUGAAGGGACAAGAGGAAAACCAUUAACAGGACCUAGUACUCUGGUUGAAUCCGAUAAUCUUGUAAAUAAUCAUGAAAGUUGUACAGGCAAUCAGUUUUCAUCGUUCAAAAUAAUGAAUUGCCGUGUUAGUAAAAAAGAGGAAUGUAUUGAGUUGAGCGACGAAAGUGGGAAUGAGCAUGAAGACAACCCGGUUACUGGAAAUGAAGGAAUGCAUGCUGACAAUCAAACAUGUAAUUUAAUCAAAAAUAAUCUUACUUGGAAUCGUAAUGACGCAAGACUCAGGGGUAAGAAGAACGUUCAGUACGUAGUUGUUGACGAUGACAACGACGAUGAUGAUGAUAAUGACGACGAUGACAGCGACAACGAUGAAGAUGAUGAUGACGAUGUCACUAGCAUUAGCAACAGUGUUACUGUGGAUUACUUGGUUUCUAAUGAUUUCAUUGUUGGUCGUCACCAUGAUCCAAGGUUCAAUUAUAGUAUGUUCAAGGCUGUUUCUAAUCGGGGACAUAAUGGUUCUGAGCAUGUGGAACAUCCUUCCGACACUGAUGAUGAUUCUGUUGAAGGUUUUGACGAUGACACCACCAUAUCUUCGUCAGAUAAUGACGUUGAUGUUUCAGAAAGUGAAUGCAUUUAUAUCGAAAGUGAUAGUGAUGACAAUAGAAAUAAUGUUAAUGAUUCUGAUAACACAAGUAUCGCCUGCACAAUUCCAGUGGGAACUUUAAAUUCCAUUGGAACCAAUGAAAACUUAAAACCUCUCCACGAUAAAGAAUGUGUCAGUUAUAAAGACUCGUUGGAAAAAAGAAAGAAAAUGACAAAGCAGGAUAGCCCUCUUCAGUUUAUCAACAAAUCUAACUAUUCGAAAGAUGUUGUGAAUUUGAUUAGCAAAAGCAAUGUUGCAAAUGGACAUUUUCAACAAAUAAGAGAUGUUGAUAAAUACAAUGAAUAUGAAACGACGGAAAAGCAAAAUUCAAAAAAUGACAUGAUUUCUGAAAACAUUUCUGGCCUAAAGCUUCUUUCAGAGCGGAAAAGAGCAAAAGGGAGUACUGAAUGCUUAGAAAUCAAUGACUAUAAAGAUUCAGAAGAUGGGGGAAGCAGAGUUUUAUUGAAAAAGUUCAACAUUUCACCUUGCAAGGUUGUAUUGUCUCCUUGUUACAAUGAAAUAUUUGAAAGACCCACAGGAGUCACAAAGGGUAUUAAGCGAAACCUUACAAAUUGUUUUAGCGAAAAAGAUGGUUACAGCCUCUCAUUAGCUAAUGACGUUUCGGAGAAAACACUCCUUGAAAGUGGUAGGUCUCUAAUAGCCUUACACUUAGACGACAGUGAUGAAAGCAAAUUGAGUUUCUCACCGGAAAUCGAAAAGGUAGACGAAACAGAUGCUGAAUGUUGCUCAGCUGAUGAAAAAUUUGCGGAUGUUCCUCUGAAAUUCGCUGGUAGAGGAAGAAUGCACGAUUGUGACCCUGAUCAUGGUCAGGAAAAGAAUAGCAAUUUAUGGGGCGCAGUUUUCCAAACAGCUGAAAUGUUUAAAAAGAGCCAAAUAGAUGAAACCACGGUAGGCGUGACUCAAAGCCGGAAAUCUGAAAAUCAUCCACCUGGCAACAGUCAGGAGUUGCAGAUUGAAGGAGACAGUUGGCGAAAAAAUAAAACAUUGUUUUUAGAAAAUAAUCGCGAUGAUUGCAUGUUUAAGAAAGGUUUGCUGAAAGAACUGCUGCAUGACAAAGGCAAUGGCCCUCUAGGGGGCGAUGAGAAAUUUAACUUUACUUUAAGGUCCCAUCCUGCAAGGAAUUGCACAAAGGAAAAAGCAGAUAAAAAUAAUGAUGUUUGCACUUACGGCUUAGUUGAUUGUAACAACUUUAUUGCACUAGGUGAGCAGAACAAGCACCCAAAAGUAGAACGAAAAAGAAAGUUUUUGCAGCCGCAGAGCGAAGGGAGAGUGUUACGGAAAAGGCAGAAAAUGGAGCCACAACCGAAAAUGAAUUUUAGUAAUGUUAUUCGGGAUUGCGUAGUUAUGCUGAAACGUGUUGACCCCACUCUUUUUGCAUUUUCCGGGAGAAGGAAAGGUUCUCGAAGGUUCCAAGAUGAAAGUGAAAACUUUUCGGAAAAUAGAAAGAAGAGGAAAGUUGCUUUAACUCACGAAGGGAUAGUGAGAAGAAGGCGGCAAACAACGGAUUUGUAUUGUGCACAGAAAGAAUCGGAAAGGUACCAGAAGAUUAAGAAGGCAAAUAAAGAUCGAAAAUCUGAAAAAACAAGACUCUCUUUUCAGAGAUCAUUGGCAUAUAUAAAUAAACGCAUUUUCAACCAAAACCAAUUAAAAUCUAUUUUUGCAUGGGAGAGUUGGGACGAUUCAAAAAAUGUUCUGUAAGUAGUACAAUGCUUAUAUUGAUGUUUGGUUUUUAUAUUUUUAAGUCUUUGAUAUGUUAGAAUCGGCUAAUGUAAAUACAAGUUUCAUUUAUUCUUAUCUCAAAGAUAUGUUAAUCAGCGAAGAA
This is a messenger RNA of Rhopilema esculentum, 3381 nucleotides long. The record is from RefSeq and is a predicted model, not a curated record. NCBI's taxonomy places the organism in Eukaryota, Metazoa, Cnidaria, Scyphozoa, Rhizostomeae, Rhizostomatidae.